CAAACAAUCCAUUUUGUUUCAUAUGGAAGGACGGCAGUUCGUUUUCUUUCUUUCAUAAUCUCAUUUCAAUUCGAGUUUACGACGACGUCGUUGAAUACGUUUUGACGUCAAGAUAUUUUGUUGUCGUACGGGAUCGGGAGUGAAGGGAGUUUUAACAGCAUGCUUAUUGUGUGAAAUAGUGAUCGUGAAGGAUUAUUAACAUCCUUUUUAUUUGUUUGUUUUCAAGUAACUAUAAAAAAAUGGUUCAGGAUUACGUGUCUCCAGUUAGGGUACAUAAGUAUCCCUUCGAAAUGGUGAUGGCCGCAUACGAGAGACGGUUUCCGAGCUGCCCGCAGAUCCCUGUGGUGAUCGAGUGCGCCAUUACGGAUGAUAGCUGGUCUUCCGAUGACUCGCAAAGGCAUACCACCAGGCGUUGUCAGUUGAAUGUAGAAGCGCCGUAUUUGUUAAAAAAGAUGAUUGGAGUAGACUACAUCUACUUCAUUCAAAAGAACCACUUAGACUUGAAGAACAGGGUGCUCGAGAUCGAGGCAACUAAUGAGACUUUCUCCACGAGGGUGGGGGUCGUGGAGAAGUGUCGGUAUUACGUACACCCCGAGAACUCGGAGUGGACGUGCUUCGAACAGAGCGCGACCCUCGACGUGAAGAACUUCUUCGGUCUGGAGAACACGGUGGAGAAGAUAGCCAUGAAACAGUACGCGGCGAAUAUUGCCAAAGGCAAGGAAUUAAUCGAGUCAUUCAUGCUGGAAGUCCACGCGGACGGUAUCAAGGAACUCAAGCCGUGGAAGGUGGACACACCGGGCCACAACGCUGAACUGCGGCGGAUCGUGUCUCGCGGUGCCGAGCCCAUGUCGCCGACCGCUGUCACCGAACCCAAGAGACAUUCACAACCUGACCAGUACACGCUGGACAGCGAUUAUAUAAAGCGGUACCUGGGCGAGCUGACGCCCAUGCAGGAGUCCAGGCUCCUGCAGCUCAGGAAGCUGAUCGCCGACUUACAGAAGGGGAAGGUGCCGAGUGACACCACCCUGCUACGCUUUCUGCGCGCCCGCGAUUUCAACGUGGAGAAGGCGCGAGAGAUGCUCUCGCAAUCGCUGCUCUGGCGGAAGAAACACCAGGUGGACAGGAUCCUCUCGGAGUACGAGACGCCUGACGUCGUGAAGCAAUACUUCCCUGGCGGGUGGCAUCAUCAUGACAAGGACGGACGUCCGCUAUACAUUCUUCGACUUGGCCAGAUGGAUGUCAAGGGAUUGCUCAAAUCGGUCGGCGAAGACGGCCUCUUGAAGUUGACCCUUCACGUGUGUGAAGAAGGCCUCAAACUGCUAGAAGAGGCGACGCGCUCGUCCGAGCACGCGGUGCACUCGUGGUGCCUGCUGGUGGACCUGGACGGGCUCAACAUGCGCCACCUGUGGCGGCCGGGCGUGCGCGCGCUGCUGCGCAUCAUCCAGAUCGUGGAGGCCAACUACCCGGAGACCAUGGGCCGGGUGCUCAUAGUCAGGGCGCCCAGGGUCUUCCCGAUACUGUGGACUAUUGUUAGCACGUUCAUCGACGAAAAUACACGAAGUAAAUUCCUAUUUUACGGCGGUAAAGACUACCUGCAGCCGGGCGGUCUUCUCGACUACAUACCCAAGGAUCUGAUACCGGACUUCCUCGGUGGACCUUGCAAGACGGACAUUGUUGACGCGUCGUUGUUCGUGCCGCAACAAUAUUACUAUUACAGUUUCGUGCACGAAGGCGGACUGGUCCCGAAGAACUUGUACGUGGCCGGUGUAUUCACUGAGCGGGACGGUGACCCGCUGAGCGAGGACAGCGUGUACCGAUGCGUCAGUCUCGGCAAGGGACAGUUGCACGAGGUGAUCGUGGUGAACCGCGACCCGCAGAGCGUGCUCACGUGGGACUUCGACGUGCUGCGGCACGACAUCGCCUUCACCGUGUACCGCAGCGACCACGAGCUCGACCACCAACGCGACGACGACGACAACUCCGCUGCAGGUCUGUGCGUGGGCGUGGGCGGCGGCGAGGAGGCGGCCGCGCGGUCGCUGCUGGAGCGGCGCGGCUGGCGCGAGGGCCACCACUACCACCGCGUCGAGCCCACCCUCGUCUGCCACGACGGCGAGAGCAUACAGGGCUCGCAUGUGAUGAUGGAAUCCGGCAGCUACGUGCUGCAGUGGCGCUGUGAGCUCUUGGAUACCACACACCGCGCCGCCCAGCUUGUCUACUUCCACGAGACGCUCGCCAGCCACCAUUACAAGGGUUCGAUGUCAAGCCUGCAAUCUGGCACCAGUGGCUUCUCUUGCCUCAGCGGCAAGUCUGCGGCGAGCUCGUGCCCCUCGCGGUGAUGGCCUCCGUUGGCGCACGCGCCGCACCCGCCGCUCUCGUCACACUCGCCACACUCACCACACUCGCCACAUUCGUCACCCUCGCCACCGUCGGCUCCGUCGCCGCCGCUCUACAGCUAAGCUUCAACAUCUCGGCUGUAACUUGUUACUAAUUGAGGACUACGUAAGUAACUAUGCAGAAUUCUUAGUGCGAAUUUUCAAAUAAACUCUAUCUCUACUAUCGAUAAUAGAAUAAUCGAAGGUUAAAACGUGAUAGUUCACGAUUGGUCGUUUGUAACAUUAUCCUAACUUUGUGCAAGUCAAAGUGUAGUGUUUGGGUGAUUCUAAAUCCCGGAUCGUAAAGUAAUAUAAUUUAAGUAAACUCGCACUAAGCACUCAGAGCUCAAGCUAAUAAUAUUCAGAUAACUUCAUGCGUGUCUCUUACGUAUCCAUCGGUGUGUGGACACAGGAUAGCAGGGAAUGAAAGAGCAUAGAAUGGUGUCUUCUAUACUCUAUAAUUUUGUUAUUCUGUAUGAGUCGCACAAGAAAUUAACUGAGUUUAUUGUACACACUCACACACAUACAAUGCGGCGAUGUGUGUGUGAGAUUAGUUUGUGACGUCAUCAAAUUUUAGAUAGGCAUGAACCAACGUUCAUUCCUGUCUUUAUAAAUGUAAUUCAGAUCUAAAAUUGUCUCAAACAAAAUAUUAAGAAUCUCUAUUGCCAUGCUUUGAAGAACUUGAAGAAAUAUAUAUAUAUAUAUAUAUA
Molecule: messenger RNA, 3082 nt
Organism: Galleria mellonella (greater wax moth)
Lineage: Eukaryota; Metazoa; Arthropoda; Insecta; Lepidoptera; Pyralidae
Gene: retm
Product: protein real-time
Exons: 16
Coding region: 240-2336 (698 amino acids)
Cellular component (GO): cytoplasm
Source: RefSeq, a predicted model, not a curated record